AUGCGGCUCACAGCCCGGGACGAUGCUGAGCCGACCUUAAAGUUCGAGAACUUUGUGAACAACACUGUGCCUGUAAUCAAUCCCAGCGUUGUGCUAUGUACAGGUGAUAUUACAAGAGGGUACGGAAACAGUACUGGACUAUUCGACCUUCAGGGGGAGCAAAACAAACAGGAAUGGCAACUCUACAAACUGGUGUGUGCUACAGUAGUAAUCCUAUACGUAUGUAUUGAAACGUAG
Sphaeroforma arctica JP610 is the source of this 237-nucleotide messenger RNA. RefSeq lists its product as hypothetical. The transcript has 2 exons. The record is from RefSeq and is a predicted model, not a curated record. Lineage: Eukaryota; Ichthyosporea; Ichthyophonida. The coding region runs from base 1 to 237 and encodes 78 amino acids.